Molecule: messenger RNA, 855 nt
Organism: Rhipicephalus microplus (southern cattle tick)
Lineage: Eukaryota; Metazoa; Arthropoda; Arachnida; Ixodida; Ixodidae
Product: protein disulfide-isomerase
Biological process (GO): protein folding; response to endoplasmic reticulum stress
Cellular component (GO): endoplasmic reticulum
Molecular function (GO): protein disulfide isomerase activity
Source: RefSeq, a predicted model, not a curated record
AUGUUUUCUAUAAAGUUAAUCGGCCUACUGUGCUGCUUAACGGUGGCAAACUGCGUUGACUACGAUAUCGAGGACCGUGUACUCGUCCUCAACGACAGCAACUUCGAUGCGGCCAUUAAGGAGCACAAGCACGUGUUCGCCAUGUUCGACGUCUCCUGUUUGGACAAGUGCGAGGCCCUCGUGCCCAAACUUGCCAAGGCUGCCAAGCAGCUCGAGGAAGAAGGCUCGGACAUCAAGGUGGCCAAGGUGUACGCAACUUUCAAGGGCCUGCUCGUUUGGAAGUACACGCAGAGCUUGCCGAAACUCAUGUUUUUCCGCAACGGACAUCCGGUCGACUACAAGGGUAGCCAUACCAUAGAGGAGAUGAUCCAGUGGGUUAAGAAGAAAACCGAACCACCGGCUCAAAUACUCAGCACUGUGGACGAUGCGAGGAUCUUCGUGAACAGCGCGAGGGUCACCAUCGUGGGCUUCUUCAAAAACCAGACAAGCCUCGAGGCCAAAGAGUUCCUAAAGGCUGCGUACACUAUCGACCGGCACGCGUUUGCCAUCACAUCGGACGACGCCGUCUACAAGGAGCUUGGUGCCAGCAAGGACGGAGUGAUGCUCUUCAAGAAGUUUGACGAGCGCAGAAAAACUCUCGCAUUGAAGCCCACCUGUGAUAAGAUUCGGACAUUCGUCGCUGUGAACAGCCAGCCCCUGGUUGUGGUGUUGACGGCGCAAUAUGCCCAGCUAUACCUCUUCCAUUUUCAUCCCCCUUCCCCCUACCCACAAGAGAGGCUUCGGAGGAGUUCCUCCUCGGCUGCUCCACCCGGGACGCUCAGCGCUCCCUGCUGGCCCACGCCCGAGCAGCGAUGA